Grosmannia clavigera kw1407 is the source of this 1824-nucleotide messenger RNA. RefSeq names its product bzip transcription factor. Bases 1 to 1824 code for a protein of 607 amino acids. Gene Ontology annotation, molecular function: RNA polymerase II cis-regulatory region sequence-specific DNA binding; DNA-binding transcription factor activity, RNA polymerase II-specific. Lineage: Eukaryota; Fungi; Ascomycota; Sordariomycetes; Ophiostomatales; Ophiostomataceae. The transcript has 2 exons. The record is from RefSeq and is a predicted model, not a curated record. Gene Ontology annotation, biological process: regulation of transcription by RNA polymerase II.
AUGACCGACAACAUGUCCACCACAUCAACUGUUCCCCAGCAGGGUCUCAUGGACCCUAUCGACUCUCUCCUUGACUUGUCGGACUACGACAACGUCCAGCAAUACAACUCACCGACGCUUUCGCCGGCAACGUCCAAGAACAACUUUGUCCGCGCUACCGCGGCCUCGACUCCCUCAUCCAUACUCUCUGCGACGCAGCCGAUGACCGGUCCCAGUCACCAGUAUGACCAGUACAAGCAGCAGACCGGCUUCGUGCCCGGCGCUCUGGCAAACACGUUUGCCGUCAACCAGAACAACGCCCAGAUGGGCACCACCUUUAACAACUACGACAUGAGCUACAUUCCCGUUGGCAGCAACGACGAGAUGUUUGACUUUAACACUGCUCCUCACAAUGCGUCAGUCAGCCCAUCGGAUAUCGGGCUCGACUUCGAGUCGUCCUCAACCAACGGCAGCUACUACAUCGCAGAUGGUAACACACCGAUGAGUGUUAUUCCCGGCCAGGCACCGCAGGUCAUGGCCAUGCCAUCAAACCUUGCACCGAACAAUGGCCAAGCAAACACCGUUGGCCGUCUCUGGCCCGGUAUGCAUCAGCAGGCCGCCAUCGCCAAGGCGCAGGCUCAACAGCGUCAGCAACAGCAGAUUAUCCAGCAGCAGCAGCGGCAAAACCAGGUGAAGCAACAGCAGCAACAGCAGCAGCAGCAGGGCCAGCGCCACAAGUCUGCUCAGCCCGCGGAUCCUAUCGUGGAGCAGAAGAUCACCGAGCUGCUCAACUCCAUGCGUCAGAAGUCAUCUUCGCCGACGGAUGCUAACGGCAUGCCAAUUGUGAACAUUGGACGGCCAAAGAAGGACGAAGACGACAUGGACGAGGACGAGCGUCUGCUUGCCAGCGAGGAGGGCAAGAAGCUUUCUAGCAAGGAGCGUCGCCAGCUGCGGAACAAGGUUUCUGCGCGGGCAUUUCGGUCAAGGAGAAAGGAAUACAUCUCCCAACUCGAGGCUGAGAUUGCCACCAAGGUGUCUGAGAACGGUGACUUGCGGACACAGAACCGGUCUCUGAUCGAGGAGAACAAGCGGUUGUCGGAUCUUACGCGCAUGCUUUUGGGCUCUCCGUCGUUCUCUGACUUCCUUGACCGGCUCAGUUCCAACCCGUCGCUGAUCCCGCAAGGCCAGGCCCAGCAGGCGCCGCAGCCGGAGCCGAGACAGGAGCGUCAGGCGCCGAAAGACAGCAAUCCGUAUUCGGCUCAGCAGCAGAUCGGCAUGGCCAUGAUUCCAGAGCAGCACGUCGACCUGUCGAUGCUCCAGCUGGACGAGCCGACGUAUGCCUUCCAGCCUCAAGUCUUCGCGGUGCAGAGCCUGGAUAUUCCUGCCUGCAUUGAUGCAUCGAUGUUGUCGGGCAAGACGUCCAACUUUGUCGGCUGCAGCGUCUACGAUGCCGACGAGGAGAAGAUGGAUAUGCCGGUCAUUGCGCAUCCCAUUGUGGAGAAGAGGGUUAUGGAGACGCAUGCCACUGUCCCCGUUGACGAGUCUUUUGAGAACGACCCCGCCUUUUCUCUGUACCACGAUGCGCCCACUACUGCGGCAGCUGUUGUCACAUCAGCUACGGAGUCGUUCAAGCCCGUUGAGCUCAACAACGUGACGAUGCCCAAUGUCGAUGUCUUUGGCGGCAUCGACUCGGAGAAGGCUCUGGCACGGUACGAACUUGUUGAUGUUGUCGAUGGACGCGCUGGCGCGGUGUCAGAGGAGGUUGCGAUUGCUAGGAUAAACCUGCUUGCCAGCAAUCUGAAGGGGAUAUCUGCAAGGCUGGACAUGCUCGUCCCCGAAGCUUGA